Messenger RNA from Penaeus chinensis, 3740 nucleotides. RefSeq lists its product as uncharacterized. Bases 1 to 540 code for a protein of 179 amino acids. NCBI's taxonomy places the organism in Eukaryota, Metazoa, Arthropoda, Malacostraca, Decapoda, Penaeidae. The record is from RefSeq and is a predicted model, not a curated record. The transcript has 4 exons.
AUGAAAAUCAUCGGUUUCAUCUGGCAUUUUAUCUAUUGCUCUCGCUGUCAUCAUAAUUACCGAUACGAGCAACUAGCACAUUUCGACAGCACGACUAUCACUGUCGUCGCCAUCAUUAGCCUGCAAACGUGCGAGUGGUACCCUCCGUGGCUGUGGAUCCUGUGCAUCGUGCUGGCCGUGCUCUUCAUCAUCAUGAUGAUCAUCAACAUCUUCCUGUGCUCCGCCAUGACCUGCUCGUGCACCAAGACGGAGGUCAUCGAGAAGGAGCCGUCCAUCAUCGAGGAGUACGACCCCUACAGGUCGUGGCACGGGUCGCAGUACGGCUCCAGGUACUCCCUGAACGGCAAGGGCUACACCUCCGGCGCCUCCACCAUGAACUCCGCCCGCUCCGUCUCGUCCCACAGCGACCAUUACGCCAUCGUCCACUCCCGCCCCAACUCCCGCUACUCCGGCCACCACUCCCUCAAGCACGACAAGCACCACCACCACCACCGCGGGCCUCCCUCCACGACCGGCAGUCACUAUUCCGGGAAGUACUGAGGCUGAGGGGCAGAUGCGCGGUCGGUCUGGCGUCUGUCUGUCUGUGGAGUCGUUUAUUUCGAAGGAGGAGUGGGCUGGAUUUUUUUUUUUUUUUUUUUAUUCGUAGAGAGAGAUUUAGGAUUUUAUUUGUUUUAUGUUUCUUGUCUUCUUUUCCCUUGUCAUUAUUGUAGUCGAUGAUGGGAAUAAGAAAAUGAUUUAUUAUCUUGAAAAAUCAGCCUUCUUCUCUUCCACGCCCGCCUCCUGCGAAGAAAAAAAAUGAGGAAAACAAACGAUUAAGCGAUAUUGGAAUCUUUGGUGAAAAAUUUCCGCUCUUUUUCCCGGGGAAGGAAGAAUUCGACCGACGUUUCUCGCUGUCCCGUCUGCUCAACAGAUGGCGACACUGAAAACAAUGGCGGCACCUUGCGCGGGAAGUUCAAAUACGCCGGGAGACCCUUCAUCCUCUUGAGUUCCCGGGAAAUCGAAGCCGUUACAUAAAUAAUGACUUUUUAUUAGAUCUCCAACAUCAUCCCCGCCACCAAAUUCCCGACGGCCCGCCCUGGCUGCGCCCGGAGACCCAAGAGGCUGCCAGCCAGAGCCGCGACCCCUAUCUUUCAUAAUUGCUUAUUGGAAAUUCAUUCGGCCAAGGCUGGGAUGGAGGCCGGGCUGCUGAGUACGGAGUGUCUUGGGAAUGCAAACUGAAGAACUUUUAUUCAUACAAAACACUUCCUCUAGCUGACAUUUCAAAGAAAAAAGAAAAAUCAGCAGAGAAAAUGAGGAAGCACACAAUAGGCCGUUUCCUGAAAUCCCGGAAACGUCUGUCCCGCCAUUAACCAGCCACUACCGAGCCAAACAAACAGCGCAAACACGGAAUCCAACUCGGUAGAUUUGUGAGUAUGCCUUUCCAACCACACCUGAGCAGGCCGACAUUAUGCCACAGGUUUCCAGGUAGCGUCCAUUAUGCAGCGCAGCCCAUCCGCCAUGAAACUCCCGCGAGGCAGUCGGGCGGUUUAGCAUUUCCCUUCGCUGAGCUCGCCGUGCACUGAGAAGAUAGGCACACACGGUCGGAAAAGGACACCCAGCUCACCCAAAUCAGUCAUAUAUAUAUAUAUAUAUAUAUAUAAAUUAUAGGCCUAUAUAUAUAGGCCUAUACACAUAUAUGUAUGUAUGUAUGGGUAUACGAUAUAAUUUUAUGGUGAACGCAUAAUAUGCCUUGGAUAAAUUUAGCCGAGGCCCGCAACAGAAAUCCAAAUCAGAAAACGGCAUUUGAAUCGCGAGGGCAAACGGGUCGCGCGCACAGCCAUAAAAACGGGCGGCUGGUCGGCGGUUGGUGGCUUGUAAGUCGAAGCCAAAUGCCUUGUCGGUCUCGGAAACUUCGCCUCCAUUCACGCCACUCACAGGUUGUAAGCGAGAUCUCGGGUCGAAUGCGAGAGCUGUGGCCGAUGGACCUCGGUGUCUGUGCUCCGAAAAAGGGAGGUUGUUGGAGACGAGGAUUAAGGGUGGUAGUGAGGAAAUAGAAAGCAGAAGCUGGAAUCGAACUAACCCCAAACUCUAGAUGUAAUUUGCUCGAUAAUAAUUGUAUGUUACAGUUGCUGCGAUCAGUGGAAUAACAAGCACAUUAACCAUGUAAUCAUCCGGGGAUUAACGGAUGAUUUUGUUUUCAAUACAUUUUUUUGCUAUUAUUAUGUUUAUGUAGGAUACCGCGGUGAUGUUAUAGAAGGGCAAAUGGCAUAGGCUUUUAUUGGUUCGCAUUAGAAGUUGAUGGCUAAGACAUAAAUCGGCGAAUUCAUAGGCAGUGCGAUGGAUUUAGGCUGAGCAAGAGCACGCGAGAGAUGGAGGAAAACAAAACAAAAGCCAAAGAGAACGAUUGAAGUUUCACAAGUUCCCCCAACUGCAGCAUUUCUUCAGAAAUUGAAAAUGCUAUUGCGUAAGAAGCAAAAGAAAGUCGUUGGAUAAAUAACAAGAGGGUCCCAACCCCUUUCGGAAGCGAAAUCCUCCUGUUUAGAACUCUCAUUGCAGAUGCCUACUUUUUGUCAUUGUUUUUUGUCUUUGAAGCUAGGGAAGUGCGGGAAAACGUACAGUAUUUGCUAAAAUAGAUUUGCAGUCUUCCACGAAAAGAGAGAAAAAAAAACUAUAUUUGCAACAUUUCAAUAUUUUUGUUAUUUUUCGAAAUCUCCGGUGGCGACACCCUGCGAGUCCGCCUUUGCCUGCGUUUAACAAAAGAAGAGCGGGAUGCGUGCUGGGGUUCCCUCCCUGUUGAUUAUGGUGCCUAUAAAUCGUUAAGUUAAGGUCAAUUUCUUUAUUUCCGGCUCGUGUUCUCGAGGCUGAAUAAAAAUUAUAGUUUCAUAAAACACGCUUCUCUUCUAGCGUGGCUGUUUACGUGUACAUAUUAAUUAGGUUUUAAAGACACAGGAGAAAAUGGUGUUCAAACACGUCAGCUUGUAGAUGUGAUCUGAGUUGGUUAAACGUAAAAGCAAAAAGAAAACUUGCUGUGAAACGGAUCGCGAAGGAAAUAAAGAAUUUAGUUGUUAACGCCCUCCCCCCCCCUCUCCCCCUGCCCUUCUUAUCACAGGCGCGUCCCCCCCCCCCCCCCCCCGCGUGGCAGCGACCUCCGGGCUGCCACUUGGCGGCGGAGCGCGAAGGCUCGAGUUUUUAUUGGUUGGUUGUGUCAUUAUUAUUAUUAUUAUUAUUACUACUACUACUACUAUUAUUAUUAUUAUUAUUAUUAUUAUUAUUAUUAUUAUUAUUAGUGUUGUUGUUGUGGUUGUUGUUUUUGUUGUGCUUUUAUCAUAAUCAUUAACAUCAACAUUACCAGUCAAACAUCCAUCAGAAUUAUCAUUAUUACCCAACACCGUAUCUACACACAGACGUAAUCACUGGCUUUAGAACCCCCGUCAUUAAGAAUGAGAUACUUAUCAUUAAGUCGCAAAUUAGUUUAACUGGACCAAAUACAAACCCAGGAAUACAAAGCCAUGAGUCAUCGAAGUGCACACAUGAGGAGCAGUGAGUGUGUGUGCUUAGUGGCUCUACGAUUCGCCAAUCGCCCUCGCUCCCUCCCUCACCCUCGCGGUCUCCUCCUGCCAGCGCCUUCGUCUUGCUAUUCCCCUUCCUUCUCCUCUUCGUAUUCUUCUGUUUCUUUGUCUCACUUUGUUUUUGGUUUUCUUCUCCUUUUUCUUCUUCUUCUCCUUCUUCUUCUUCUUCUUCUUCUUCUUCUUCUUCUUCUU